This is a messenger RNA of Mesoplodon densirostris (Blainville's beaked whale), 1823 nucleotides long. It is a transcript of the gene ZNF362, whose product is annotated as zinc finger protein 362. The coding region runs from base 454 to 1812 and encodes 452 amino acids. NCBI's taxonomy places the organism in Eukaryota, Metazoa, Chordata, Mammalia, Artiodactyla, Ziphiidae. The record is from RefSeq and is a predicted model, not a curated record. Gene Ontology annotation, cellular component: nucleus. The transcript has 11 exons. Gene Ontology annotation, biological process: negative regulation of transcription by RNA polymerase II; central nervous system development. Gene Ontology annotation, molecular function: RNA polymerase II cis-regulatory region sequence-specific DNA binding; DNA-binding transcription repressor activity, RNA polymerase II-specific.
GCUGCGCAGCCGGAGAGGCGGGGGCCCGACGCGGCCCCCCCGGAGCCGGGCGCCUGGCGCGGGGGCUCGCCGAGCGCACGGGGGGCCGCACGGCGCUGCAGACCCAGCCUCCCGCCGCCGCCGCCGCCGCCGCCGCCGCCGCCUCGGCGCUUGCAGAACCCAGAAGUGAACAGCAGGCGACCCGGAAGGUUUGCGCGCGGCUCCGCACCGAGCCGGAGCCGGAGCCCGGAGCCGGAGCCCCAGCCCGGCCCUACUCGGGCCGCCGGGCGCGGGGCUGCGGCCGCGUCCCGGAGCCGCCGCCAGCACAGCCAGGUGCUGUUGGGAACACAGAGGAAGUGACUGACUGGGGGUUCAGGGAAAGCUCCGUAGAAGAGGGAACACUUGAGCUGGGUCUUGAAGGAUGAGUAGAAGUUCACCAAGUGGGAAAGGACACUCUAGAGCAAGAAAGACAGAAUGACAGCUUGCUCGCCCUACUGCAAGGAUCAGGGCUGGUCACAGAAAGACUUGAACCCUAUGGAAGACAAAGAUAGCUUUGAAGGCCCACCCUUCAUACUGCCCUGGUUGAAAAGCCCUUUUAACUGCACAGGAACUUGCCAGAGGAUGGCCGAGCCUCGAUUUAACAACCCCUACUUCUGGCCCCCUCCUCCAACCAUGCCCAGCCAGCUGGACAACCUGGUCCUGAUUAACAAGAUCAAGGAGCAGCUGAUGGCGGAGAAGAUCCGGCCGCCUCACCUGCCGCCCACGUCGGCCUCGUCGCAGCAGCCGCUCCUCGUGCCGCCGGCGCCGGCCGACAGCAGCCAGGCCGUCAUGUCGCUGCCCAAGCUGCAGCAGGUGCCGGGGCUGCACCCGCAGGCCGUGCCGCAGCCUGACGUGGCGCUGCACGCGCGGCCGGCCACCAGCACGGUCACAGGUCUGGGGCUCUCCUCCCGGACCCCGGCUGUGAGCACGUCUGAGUCGAGUGCGGGCACGGGUACCAGCACCCCAUCCACACCCACCACCACCAGCCAGAGCCGCCUCAUCGCCUCGUCCCCCACCCUCAUCUCAGGGAUCACCAGCCCCCCCCUCCUGGACUCCAUCAAGACAAUCCAGGGCCACGGCCUGCUCGGCCCCCCCAAGUCCGAGCGCGGCCGAAAAAAGAUCAAGGCGGAGAAUCCAGGGGGGCCGCCUGUCCUCGUAGUCCCCUACCCCAUCCUGGCCUCGGGCGAGACUGCCAAGGAGGGCAAGACAUACAGGUGUAAGGUAUGCCCGCUGACCUUUUUCACCAAGUCUGAGAUGCAGAUCCACUCCAAGUCGCACACAGAGGCCAAGCCCCACAAGUGCCCGCACUGCUCCAAAUCCUUUGCCAACGCCUCCUACCUGGCCCAGCACCUGCGCAUCCACCUGGGCGUCAAGCCCUACCACUGCUCCUACUGUGAUAAGUCCUUCCGACAGCUCUCCCACCUCCAACAGCAUACCAGAAUCCACACAGGCGACAGACCCUACAAGUGCCCACAUCCUGGCUGCGAAAAGGCUUUCACUCAGCUCUCCAACCUCCAGUCUCACCAGCGCCAGCACAACAAGGACAAGCCCUACAAGUGUCCCAACUGCUACCGGGCCUACUCGGACUCCGCCUCCCUGCAGAUCCACCUCUCGGCCCAUGCCAUCAAGCAUGCCAAGGCCUACUGCUGCAGCAUGUGCGGGCGGGCCUACACCUCGGAGACCUACCUGAUGAAGCACAUGUCCAAACACACGGUGGUGGAGCACCUGGUGAGCCAUCACUCGCCCCAGAGGACGGAGUCCCCCGGCAUCCCGGUGCGAAUUUCCCUCAUCUGAGCCGAUGCAAG